Styela clava is the source of this 1536-nucleotide messenger RNA. The record is from RefSeq and is a predicted model, not a curated record. Lineage: Eukaryota; Metazoa; Chordata; Ascidiacea; Stolidobranchia; Styelidae.
GCUUUGUUUCUUCAAAAUAAAUUUAUACAGUCAACAUCCACAGAAAUAUAAUUUCUGCAAAUACUGUAACAUAAUGGCUUUAGACAACAAUCCUUGGAUUUGCAAUGUUCAAACCAUACUGAUGUUCUCAUGGUUGAAAAUGCAUAAAAUCAACACAGGAUAUUUAUCAACAAGAAGUCAAAUUUGCAAACCACAACCUGGAGAAUUGGACGAACAUUUUAUUUAUGAAACAAUGGAGUAUCUGAAGUACAUCAGCAAAUUCAACAGCAAUUGUUCAUACACUGUGGACUCGUUGAAAUGUGUCAAUGCAGGACUGAACAAAGCUCCAGAUACAUUGCCAGCUCAUCUCAACAAAAUCAGCAUCACUGGGAAUCCAAACUUGUCCCAAUUUCCAGAUAAUUUGUUUUAUGCACAGAAUAAACUAAAAGAAUUAUUUUUGGACCACAACAACCUCACAAAUCUGCCAUUUGGGCUUCCUAGCCAACUUGUCAAGCUUAGUAUGAUCGGAAACAGAAUCGGGGAUUUCACACAAAGAGACUUGGCCACAUUGAACAAUUUAACAUCCUUGCAAUUCCUCAACAUCAAAAACAAUCGUAUCAAAACAUUGCAUGCCUGGCAAUUCGAAGCUUUGCCAAACUUACAGUGGAUUGAGUUGGCUGAAAACCAGUUGAUAUGUGAUUGCAACCUUCUAUCAUUUGUGACAUGGUAUGGAAAAAUGGCGCCAAGAGGAACGAACCAAAUUACUAUGAGUUACCCAACUUGCUCAUUACCUGCUGAUGUCAAAGGGAGGGAUAUACGUCAGCUUUAUGGAUACUAUUUAUAUAAGUUACAAUGUGUGCCUUCUGAAUGCAGUUGGGAUGGACAAUCAGGAUUAUUGGACUGUUCUGCAGAAUAUCAAGUAACUACGAAGACAAUCUUAAAGUCAAAACCAAAGGCAAAUUUUCAUCAUGCACCAAUAAUUCCACCAAGCUCACAAUGGACUUCAUUGAAUUUGAGUGGACUAAAACUAAGUAAUAGCCAGAUUCAAUAUGAACAUCUCACACAACUUGAAACGAUAAAUUUAUCAGACAAUAACUUGACAAAAAUACCAGUUGAAGGAUUACCAAAAAGUAUUAAGAAUGUUCAAAUGAAUGGUAACCCAAUUGCAAAUACUCCCAAAACAAAGAAUAAAUCAUGGAUGAAAUUGACUUCACAACAGAUAAUUAGAAAAUUGAAGAAAAAAAGUAUGCAGCUGUAUCAAAAAAGAAAACAAAUUUCUAAUAAAUUGAAGAUGGUUGAAAAGAGACUGCUUUCACUUCAGCACCGCAAGAAUAACUAAUAUCCACAGGAAAAAAGGGUCCAUGCACGCUAAGAGUAACAUUACAUCGAACACAACUGCCACUAUUCAGAUGUUGAUUUCUAAGUAAUAUACCAUGGAAUAUACUUUUAUUCAUUAUUGGCAAACUUACAUGGCUAAAUUGUCAGUAAAAGUUGAAGAAUAACAUAAUAAAACGCUAAAAACAAAAAGUAUUCAAUUGUUAUACAAGGCUUCUUGAA